UGCGCCGCUGUACUGCUGGCCGAGCUGCUGGAGCGAGUGGCCUUCUACGGCAUCACUUCCAACCUGGUGCUGUUCCUCAACGGACCUCCCUACGGCUGGGAGGGCGCCCAGGCCAGCCAGGCCCUGCUGCUCUUCAUGGGCAUCACCUACCUUGUGUCGCCGUUUGGCGGCUGGUUGGCCGACGCGCUGCUGGGCAAGUUCGGCACCAUCCUGCUCAGCAUGGCUCUCUAUCUGCUGGGCAUGCUGGCCUUCCCCGUCAUCGCCGCGCCGCACACCCGCCAGGGUCUCUGCGGGGACAUCCCGUUGUUCCCCGUAGAGAACUGCUCCUCUCCGGCCGCCAACGCUACGCUGGCGCCGUGCUCCCAGCUGGGAGCCACCCGUUACUGCGCCGCCGCCACCUUCGUGGGACUGGUGCUGGUGGGGCUGGGAGUCGGGUCGGUCAAGGCCAACAUCACCCCGUUCGGGGCAGAUCAGGUCAAAGAUCGAGGUCCAGAAGCCACAAGAAGAUUUUUUAAUUGGUUUUAUUGGAGCAUUAAUUUGGGAGCUAUUCUGUCUCUGGGAGGCAUUGCAUACAUUCAACAGAAUGUGAGCUUUGUUAUUGGAUACAGUAUCCCAACAGUUUGCAUCGGGAUUUCAUUCAUGGUUUUCUUAUGUGGUCAGAGUUUCUUCAUCACAAAACCACCUGAUGGUAGUGCCUUCACAGACAUGUUUAAAAUUCUUGCAUAUUCUUGUUGCUCAAGAAAAAGACACAUGGAACAUUCGACUAAUAGUGAAGGCCAGGGAGUCCUUCAGCAGCCUCGUAAGCAGAGCCUGUUUGAGAUGGCUAAGCUGUCACGUGGAGGUCCAUUCAGAGAAGAUAAAGUUGAAGAUGUGAAAGCUCUCGUGAAGAUUAUCCCUGUCUUUUUUGCUUUAAUACCUUAUUGGACAGUGUAUUUUCAAAUGCAGACAACAUACGUAUUGCAAAGUCUUCAUCUGAGAAUUCCUGAAAUAGCAAAUGACACCAACUCAGUUCAUACGUUUCCAGCAGCCUGGUUGACUAUGUUUGAUGCAGUGCUUAUUCUCAUCCUAAUACCCUUAAAAGAUAAAUUAGUGGACCCCAUUUUGAAGAGGAAUGGCUUGCUCCCAUCAUCACUGAAGAGGAUUGCAGUUGGGAUGUUCUUUGUGAUGUGUUCAGCGUUUGCUGCAGGAAUUCUGGAAAGCAACAGACUGAAAAUUGUAAAGAUCAAAACAAUCAAUCAGACAAUUGGAAAUGUUACAUACCAUGCUGCAGAUCUGCCAAUAUGGUGGCAGAUUCCUCAGUACGUGCUCAUCGGAUUCAGUGAAAUAUUCGCAAGUAUAGCAGGUCUAGAAUUUGCAUAUUCAGCUGCUCCCAAAUCUAUGCAGAGUGCUAUUAUGGGGCUGUUUUUUUUCUUCUCGGGGAUUGGAUCAUUUGUUGGAUCUGGAUUGUUGGCAUUGGUGUCUAUUAAAGAAAUUGGCUGGAUGAGUAAUCAUACUGAUUUUGGUAACAUUAAUGGCUGCCAAUUAAAUUAUUACUUUUUUUUACUGGCUGCCAUCCAAGGAGCAACCCUCUUGCUUUUCCUUAUUGUUUCUGUGAAAUACGAUCAUCAAAAAUCAAAGAUGAAUGACGUAGCUGCCAAUGGAAGGAUCUGAUGUCUGUUACAGAGCAGGUUAUUAAAGCAGCUCAUGCUGGGUCUGUGAGAUCUUAUGUUUUCUCCAGAGAGACUCUUAUUAGACUUGCAUGUUACAAGAGUUCUCGCCCCUGCCGCUCUCAGUUAACGUAGGUAAGUGCCUUAUGUUGGUGGGGCUCAUUUCUUGCACUAUGUCCUGGCAGAGGACAAACACAAAUCUUGGAAGUGUAUUAACUCUAGGCAUUCAAGUUGCUCUUUGUAAUCAUGUGAUGUUUACUAAACUCUUGAAAGCUGGGACUUAUGCUUGGAAAUAGAGUGCAGCCAGUCACGUGUGGCAUGGGUUAGCUCUGACUGAGAAACUGCUAAGUGAAACACUGUGGAUCUACAGAAACAGUCAGCUGCCUCAAGCCCACAUUGAGGAUGCACAGGAAAGAAAACAUUUCACAGGAGCCUGAAGUAGCAGUCACAAGAACAAACAUACCAUGAGAGUCGGUUUUCUUGGGAGAAGCGAGGACAAAUUAAGUUGCGGAUCAAUUGUAAUUAAAAAAAAAAAUGUAAUCAUCUUUCAUUGGAAGUGAACUCAGCAAUUAAGAUCCAAUCUUGCAGUCAAGAGUGUCUGAUACUGGAGGCUGAGUUGUGAAUGUGCUGGUUCUACGUGCUGCAAUAGCUUGGCAUGCAGCUGCUCUAAGUUUUGCUGCAUAGUAAACAUUUGUUGGCAGUGAAAUGGUUUUACUUCAGAACUGGUUUUGAGUUUGCAUUGGAUGUAUUAGGCCAAAAUGAAAACAUACAUCUUAUGACAGAGUAUUCUUCAGUCUAACACUGUUUCUUCCCUAAGGAAUAUUUUAAAUGUUUUCAGAAAGGACUGAGAUUGAAUUCUCAGAAGAUGAAUGCGCAAUAACAAUUUAGAAGUCUUUCAAGCCAGUUCCUUCAGUUCUGCAUCUUAGUUCUGGCUACCAUGCUGCAGGGUUUGCAUCUUUCAGCAACACAUUCCUAUAGCAGAGCAAAUGGUUUCACAUUUGGCCUCCUGAAUUUUAGUGCUUUUAACAACUGAUUGUGUGCAGGCUGGGAUGGAAGAUGAUAUUUUGCAAGGAAUAAUGUGGAAAGAAAAUGAAAACAACUUUUUAUUAAUAUAUUGGAUUUUAUAGUUUCCUUUGCAUUUAUGUUGUCAAAAUGUCCCUUCUUUUUUUGUACACGGGCAUCUUUUUAAUGAGUUUACAAAACAAAAUGAACUUCCUUGCUGUGACUUUUGACCCUUUGUUUCUAGGUGAAUAAAACUGUCCUACAACUGUU
Molecule: messenger RNA, 2918 nt
Organism: Meleagris gallopavo (turkey)
Lineage: Eukaryota; Metazoa; Chordata; Aves; Galliformes; Phasianidae
Gene: SLC15A4
Product: solute carrier family 15 member 4
Biological process (GO): oligopeptide transport; transmembrane transport
Cellular component (GO): membrane
Molecular function (GO): transmembrane transporter activity
Source: RefSeq, a predicted model, not a curated record